Messenger RNA from Penicillium subrubescens, 1767 nucleotides. Its product is annotated as putative C6 finger domain protein. Gene Ontology annotation, molecular function: zinc ion binding; DNA-binding transcription factor activity, RNA polymerase II-specific. Lineage: Eukaryota; Fungi; Ascomycota; Eurotiomycetes; Eurotiales; Aspergillaceae. Gene Ontology annotation, biological process: regulation of DNA-templated transcription. The coding region runs from base 1 to 1767 and encodes 588 amino acids. The record is from RefSeq and is a predicted model, not a curated record. The transcript has a single exon.
AUGGCAUACUCCUCUGAGAGGCUUGAGAAAGCCCGAAGGCUAUUCCCAAGCCAGACCCCAGCGGUCUCCGAGAGCGGGGAGGGUUAUGACUUGAGAAGCCGAGCCAAAAACACCACCUCAACCAUAUCCUCUUGGAUCGACAAUGACAAGGACGACGAUUACCUCCCUCAUCAACCAUCUCGUUCAAAACACCGAUUGCCCUCGGACAAUGAGACUCGCCCGCACUCUCGACCCGACAGACAAGCCAAAAGACACUCAACUAACCCGAGAUCUUCGCUCGAGGAAGAUAUCGAAGAAGAUGCGCCGUCCUCAUCUUCUACCGCCACCCCUGGAGAUACAACUGGCCACUCAAAAUGGGAAGAACUAUGGGAGCCUCAAACGAAGAGAGAUCCAACCAAAGCCUAUCACCUGCGAGCCCGCAAGGAUACAGCCGGUUCUCCCAGCAACACCAGCAUCAGCCCACAGACAGACUCGACACUGUUUGAAGAAGGCAAAUCCCCCACAAAGGGAUGUCUGGCUUGCCAGGAACUGGAGCUCGACUGCUCGCUGGUAGAGGAUCCAUUUUGCUAUCCUUGUGAUAGCUGUCGCGACGACGAGUGUGACUGCUUUCCGGAUCCACCACCUACCUGGAAACAACCGUGUGAGCCUUGCAGGAGCCAACGCCGUUCUCGGUGCUCAUAUCUCUCGCCAGACUACGAUCACAGUCAGCCUUGCUUCGAAUGUGUGCAGCAUGGCUUCCAGUGCGUCGCUGGGCCCGCCAAAUGCCCGCCUUCUGGUGGGUAUCGCCCCAACGACCCGGAGGGCACGGCUACCGAUACAGAAUAUGAGGAGCAAGAUGAUGAGCCUGUGGACAGUUCUGCCGAAACCUCUGACCGGGAUAAAAAGGGAAAAUCCCGCCUACAGGGAUCAGAGGGCAUCCCAGCCCCGGCAGAAGAAAACAGUCAGAACACUGCAAGCCAAGAGUCGACACUGGAGACAUCAGUUACUCCCCAUGCUACACUUGCCGGCUCGGGACUACCGCCAUCCACUAUCCCAACCUUUGGAUCCAGUUCCUCGAGUCCAUACGGGACUGCAUACCGAAUCCGAACAUGCUAUCCACACCCGCUGACCCUUCUAGAUAGAGAGAGCCCUCUAUCAUGCCACUGGUGUUCGAAUUUCGCAUACGGUAUCGUCGGGCUCGGUCCUCGAGACACGGAGAUUCUGGACUUUGGUACAGGGCGAAUGAUUGAAAUCACAGACGGGCACCAAGGCGAAGGAAAGGAACCGAGUCGUAUGUGUUGCUACUGCGCCAAUGAACGGCUCCAGAUCAUGGCGUGCACGCACUAUGACAUCGGUCCAAUGCUGCACGAGAUAAAUCCGGCAACUCCUUUCAGUGCGUCGACAGCAUUCCAAAAUCUGGCUCAAGCUCGUGCAGCUCUCCAGGAACCAUCAUCUCCGUGCUAUGGCCAGCCCUUUGAAGAGCCUGACUACCAAUGGUGCAGUCUUUGCCAAGAGCCUGCUUUCUGGACUUGCAACAGUAACCAGACUUUCCUCACAGAUGCUCGAGGUAACAUCUUGCAGACUACGGGACCUAUUGACAUUGGAUGCGGCCUCUUUCUCUGUGAUUACUGCACUCGUCAAGUCAAGCGGUUCAAUGGUGAUCUCGAUGAGGCUGUGGAAUGGGGGAAGCAGGAUCCACAGAAGCAGACCGAGUUUCGGGCAGAUGUUGACUACAUCUUGAAGAACUCGAACUUGAACUUCGUGCGGCACCAGAUCUACACGAUUUAG